This is a messenger RNA of Paramecium tetraurelia, 630 nucleotides long. RefSeq lists its product as uncharacterized. The record is from RefSeq and is a predicted model, not a curated record. Lineage: Eukaryota; Ciliophora; Oligohymenophorea; Peniculida; Parameciidae. The transcript is spliced from 2 exons.
AUGAGAAAGGAUAUUGAUGAAAACUUAAUGCUCAUUGAAGUGAUAGACUAUGUCAAAAGUAAUUCUGAGAUUUCACAAUUCUUUCUGUAGUUCUAUAAAAUCUAAACUUAUGAAAAUGCCAUUCGUUAAUAGGAAAUGCAAUUACAAUCCUAUACAAAAUUAUUUGUUUAAUCAAUAGGUUUGACAAGAAAAUAUGUUAAUGUUGAUUAAUUGACCAAGAAUUGGAAUAUGGGAAAUCUUGAUAAAUAGCAUCAGCAAUAUUUAAUAUCUCUUAUGUUGAAACAAAAGUAGAACAAGUAAAAAUAAACAAAUUUUAUCAAAUUAUCUUAAUUUUUACAUGUAAUUUCAAACUACUUGGCUUAUAUUGUUAAUGAUAUAGAAAAUACUAAUAGUUUAUCAAUUGAUUUUAUUACAUAUUUGGUUUAUGCCUAAGAAGAGAUUAUUAUAACUGCUGAUAGGUUCGAAAAAAUUAAAUAGGCCCUUUGCAAAGACCGCUAAUUUAUUACUUUACAUAUGUGGAUGGAUUAUCAAUGUAUCCAGGAGUGUAAUAGGUUUGAAUCCCAAUUGAGAUCAUUAAUCAGAUUUCAAUCAACUUAUCUAAAAAAUUAAAAAGUUGGUUAAAAAAAAUGA